Molecule: messenger RNA, 1154 nt
Organism: Cannabis sativa
Lineage: Eukaryota; Viridiplantae; Streptophyta; Magnoliopsida; Rosales; Cannabaceae
Exons: 6
Coding region: 191-997 (268 amino acids)
Source: RefSeq, a predicted model, not a curated record
GUCACAAAACACUGCCGCCAUUAACACAGUAAUUUGAGUUGAGCUACCUUCUGAAUCCCUGUAGAGGAAUUUUGAAAGUUCUUUUAAUUUUAUGAGCCACUGCAACUGUUAGCACAGUAGUUGGAGUUCAUCAUUUGGUGUCUUCUCUCUCUAACAGCCGCGCGCGUUCUCAGAUCAAGUAGAAACAGACAUGGUUGAAGAGAAAGAAGGAACCAACUUACUGGGUUCUCCAACUUUCAAAGUUCUCGAUAAUGGCCGGUUCAAGUGUGUUGAGACAGGUCAUGAAGUUUUGGACAAAGACAAGGACUCCUACUCUAACAGCAAACGGUGUCGUUUAGGGCUCAUCGACUUUGCCGUCUCCCACAAUAAGCCUCCUCUUAACGUUUUCAAGCAAGACCCUCUUUCACGUUCGAAGCUGGUAUGCAAUAUAACUGGAGAUACAGUUAAUAAGUCUGAGGAACAUAUCUGGAAACAUAUAAAUGGGAAACGUUUCCUGAAUAAACUAGAGGAAAUGGAAACACAAAAGCUAAAACCCAAUGACAUGGUUGAGGAAGUUUCACCAGAAGGAUCUAAUCAUGCCAAAAAUAUUAAGAAAAAAAAGAACAAGAAGAAGAAGGACAAGCCUGUUGAGGAGAUUAUAUCUGCAAUUAGAGAGCCUUCUGAUGUAGAAAGUGAUUUAGAAGAGGCUGAAUUUUGGAUGCCUCCUUUGGGAGAACGUUGGGACUUUGAUGAUGGCGGAGACCGGUGGGGUUCAGAUUCAGAGUCUGAGCAUGAAAGUGAUGGAGUUGAUGAGAAUGCUGAUGCAAUUGACGACGACGUCGACGAUGAUGAUAAUUGUAAGGAGUUAGAAGAACUUUCUACAGGAAAUGUAGUUGAAGAUGAUGACAAUAAAGAGUCAGAAGAACUUUUAACGAGAACCAAAAGAAUGUCUAUAGAAAUUGGUCCAAGCAACUUUACCUCAAAAAAGAAGAAACUUAAGAAGAAUACUUUGUGUUGAUAUGCUGUAUUUUCAUAGCUUAUCUAAUUUCUGGUUAAAAUUUUUUUUUUCAUAUGAGGCUUGUAAUAGUUCCUUUUAGUAAAAAACAUCCCGUACCCAAUUGGGGACAAAAGUUUUGAUUUGUAAAAUGAUAAAAUGGAAACUAUGUUAAUUGUCA